CUGUCCUUGAGGCUCUGUAAAUAUUCGGCUCGCUACUGAUGCUUGUGGGAAAUAUGGCUCAAAUAUUCAUGCAGCGUCUGACUCACGGAAGGACCCGGACCGGACUCUUGACAAUUGACAUCUGCUACUUAUUGACAGCCUUUCACUGCAUGUUCUGAUCACUCUAAUGGAAUUAAAGAGGUGCGAUGGCUAGUGUGGGGAGCAGGAGAAGGCAUCCUUACGCUCUAGGACUCGCUCUUCAUCGUCAUGUCGGCCCCUGCAAGGAAACCUCGUAUCACGACCGGUACACAAAUUCGUCCUACGCGAAUCGCACCUGCUCCACUUCGUAGCAGUCGAAUCGCACCCGCUCCAAUUCGUAGCAGCCGGAUCACACCAGCUCCAAUCCGUAGUAGCCGUAUUGCACCAGCUCCAACAGCAGCUUCUGCAAGAAAGGGACGUGUCGUGUCGGUACCAGUUCCUAAAGCUGGUCCAUCGCCAGCGAAGCGCCUCAACGACAUCCUCACGGAUGCCUUGACGCGAGCGAAGGUGAUAAAGGUGACGCCUGGCAACCGCGCAGCUCUUCAGAACGCUCGUAAACUUGCUGCCUCCAUUCUUAGUGUCCUCCCUGAGGAUGAGAGCACCGUCCAGAACCUUUCAUAUGAGCUUCACUGUGUUUCUCUGAGCUCAUUGGUUAACGAACUUGCCACGGAUGUGAAAUACAAUCCAGAGGAUCAAGGAGACCAGCAGGCUCAGAUGCUGCAGUGCAUCAUGGAGGAGAUAAUCAAGUGGCUUCCUGACAUAUGGCUCGCAAUGGCAGAUACGAACGCAGAUAUGGAGCUUGUCCGUAGCUGUCUGAUGUUGUGCUCAUCUGUUGCGGACCAAGUUGCUAAUUGCCUCGGUGAUUACUUUGAAUGGACCAGGAGGCUUGUCAUCACCGACUCAAACCAGCAGACCGUGUACGAUGGGGACCACCUAGUUGGUGAUUAUAUGGCUUGGAUGUGGAGAGAGUACCUCGUUUUCUCGGCUAUUAGGGGCUCAAGAAUCCCACCUAAUGAAGCUAUAUGGGGCGAGAGUUACGAUGAUGUUCUCAAUCUCAUUCGCCGAACGCCCGGUGAAUCGGAGAACGCGAUUGGCCUUGCUUUCUGGGAUGAUCAUUGGUCGGCGGAAAUGAGAACGGCCGCCCUUCGGCUCUAUUCUGAGAGACAUCGUCAUCGCAUUAACAGUUUCUUCGAGGCUCCGUCCGUUCAUCUGUACACCUCUUUGGUGUCGGACUAUCCUGACAUCGAGUCUUCACUCUUAAUCUCGAUCAAGCAAAAUAUUUUCGGGGAAGAGCCUUCCAUUCCCUACACGGACGCCGCGAAAAUUCUCGCAAAGGCAUCUCAAACGGAAGAUGUCGUCUGCUUGCUCGAUAGAUUGAUUGAGGACGGUAUUUCUCAUCACAACUCAACCAUUCUUGUCAUUAUGAAAUACCUCUCCACGAUUUCAGACGAGGAGCAACGAGCCCACGCACUCCAGGUAGUCAGAGACGGGUUGGAGACGGCGAAACGGGAUGCCUUGGAUGCCCUAGUGCAACUGUUUCCCGGACUAGAGGACGCGCAGGACUGGCUUCGAAGUCUGAUAGACGCCGGAGGACUCACUUGCGACGAGGAUCUGUUCGAUGAUAGUUACCCUGAGCGGGAGAGCAAUCUCAGCAGCUUUGCUGAGCGUGCGGCCCAAGGUGGUCCUUUGACUGACCCGGAUUGGACGCCUCCAAAGAAACAGGGGGUCGAUCCAGAUGACAUCUGCCACAAGGAGCAGCCUAAACGCGACUUGGUGCGCUGCAUUCGGGAUUGGGCGCAGAUUCUCUGCCAGUGGCCCGACGAGGAGGCAGCUGCGGAUGUUUGGAGUACAGUGAAAUUUGAUGGCUCCGAACUACUUUUCUCUUCUGUGGAGGGCGCAGAGGAAGCGUUAAUGGAUCGUAUCAAGGUGGCUGAUUCGGUGCAGGCUGAAAAGCGCCACCGGGCCAAACCUACACCCGUAGAGUGCCCUGCAUCACCCUCAUCGCGCGAACAGCUCCUCACUUGGAGGGUCACAGCUACGUUUGAUGACUAUUACGAGUCUCCUAGCUAUGUUUAUGGUUAUGUCACUGAUGGCCUGCAAGCAUUGAUCAAGACAUUCUCUUGUCGAGAUCACCGUGCUUUGAGCAAGUAAAUAAUCAAAUCGAGGACAAUAGAGAUCGGGUAGAUGCACAUUCAUCACUUGCGUCCGGUGUUCCUGAUGGUACCGUGUCGUAUAAUGAUGA
Molecule: messenger RNA, 2260 nt
Organism: Desarmillaria tabescens
Lineage: Eukaryota; Fungi; Basidiomycota; Agaricomycetes; Agaricales; Physalacriaceae
Exons: 4
Coding region: 247-2169 (640 amino acids)
Source: RefSeq, a predicted model, not a curated record